AUGAAGUCCGGCGGAGGACUGAUGGCACCCCCCGGGUGUUUUCCAGGCCGGUACAGCCCGACAUACCGCAGCUCAGAUCCGCGGCGCUGCGUGCCGAACCCAUCCAGCCGAAUACUGGAGGAUGCAUCAUUGAUGUGCAACUCUUGGUCACCGAGGCACAAUGGCGAUCUCUUCGGCGGGCUAAACGAUGGGUUGCUGAGUCGUGCGGAAGCACUAGCAGCUGUGGACAUCGGCAAACACCAGGCAGGGCCACAGCCUGGCCCGCCGCUUCCGCAACUGAAGCACGACAUGGUGUACCACCACGGCGUCGGCGGGCCUCCUCCACAUAACACAAGGCCGCAUCAGAUGGGCCACCACGGCAUGGAGGGGAUCGACAUGCUUGAUCCGCUUACAUCAUCAUCUAUGACCACCUUAGCACCAAUGGGCGAAUCGGCACCACCUCACCACCAGUUACACGGCUAUGGCGCUAUGAACCACGUUAUGAACCACCAUCACCACGGCGGGGGUCUGUCUCAUGCCCCUCCGGCCCAUCUAGGUCAUCCCUCUGCUGGCCUACAUCCUGACACAGACACAGACCCCCGAGAACUAGAAGCUUUCGCUGAACGAUUUAAACAACGACGGAUAAAGCUUGGCGUUACUCAGGCAGAUGUUGGGAAGGCGUUGGCAAAUUUGAAAUUACCGGGAGUGGGGGCCCUCUCCCAAAGUACUAUCUGCAGAUUUGAAAGUUUAACUCUGAGUCACAAUAACAUGAUAGCACUGAAACCUAUUUUACAAGCUUGGUUGGAAGAAGCGGAAGCGCAAGCGAAAAACAAAAGGCGGGAUCCGGAUGCACCAAGUGUGUUACCAGCAGGCGAAAAGAAACGAAAGAGAACAUCUAUAGCGGCGCCUGAAAAAAGAAGCCUCGAAGCCUAUUUUGCCGUUCAACCACGACCAUCUGGUGAAAAAAUAGCAGCAAUCGCAGAAAAAUUGGACUUAAAAAAGAACGUUGUACGAGUUUGGUUUUGCAACCAGCGGCAGAAACAGAAACGUAUGAAGUUCGCAGCGCAACACUGA
Molecule: messenger RNA, 1053 nt
Organism: Pararge aegeria (speckled wood butterfly)
Lineage: Eukaryota; Metazoa; Arthropoda; Insecta; Lepidoptera; Nymphalidae
Gene: acj6
Product: inhibitory POU protein
Exons: 4
Coding region: 1-1053 (350 amino acids)
Biological process (GO): regulation of transcription by RNA polymerase II
Molecular function (GO): RNA polymerase II cis-regulatory region sequence-specific DNA binding; DNA-binding transcription factor activity, RNA polymerase II-specific
Source: RefSeq, a predicted model, not a curated record